UCACCGUCGCAGGGCUUGAUCCCACGAACUGUGAGAUCAUGACCUGAACCGAAAUCAAGAGUCAAAUGCUCAACCGAUUGACACCCAGGUGCCCCCGUCCUCAGUCUUUUUUGAUUAUCAUUGGCUUUUGAAGUAGCUUAGCAAUUGGCAAACUUUCAGUGUAAAAGGCUAGGUAGUAAAUAUUUUAGGUUUUAUGGUAACUGCUGUAGCUGCUCCUCUGUGCCUUCUAGAGCUCCACUCCUUCUAGAGCUGAGGCAGCCACAGAUGAGAUAUAAAUUAAUGGGCCGGGUUGUGUUCCAAUAAAACUUUAUUUACAAAAGCAGUUGGCUGCCAACCUGUGAAAUAGCUCAUCCCUUGCUCUCUGGUGGGACCCGUUUUUCCCUUGGCUUGUAGGGCACAACAUCUGGCUUUCCUCCCACCUCCGUGACCGCUCUGUUCUCACUGCCGGUUCCUCCCCAUCUCCCUGACCUACACCUGUUGGCAUGCCUUGGGACUGUGUUCUUGGCUCUCCUAGUCCACCUGCACACCUUCUACUGAGGAGAGCUUGGUGACAUUUGGGGAUGUGGCCGUAGAUUUCUCCCAAGAGGAGUGGGAGUGGCUGAACUCGGCUCAGAGGAACCUGUACAGGAGUGUGAUGUUGGAGAACUACAGGAACCUGGCCUCUCUGGGACUCUGCGUUUCCAAGCCCGAUAUGAUCUCCUCGUUGGAACAGAGGAAAGAGCCCUGGAUGGUGAAGAGAAGGCUGACAAGAGGCCGAGGCCCAGAUUUGGAGGCAGGGCCAGAGACCAAGGAGUUACCUGCGAAGAAGGACAUCUGUAAAGAAAAGUUGUCCCAGGUGGUGAUCAUGGAGAGACUCACAAACCACAGUCUGGAAUGCUCCAUAUUAGGGGAAGACUUGGAUUAUGGUGCUCUGCUUGAGAGGCCACCGGGCUUGGUGACCAUCACGAACAUGGCCGUAGACUUCUCCCAGCAGCUGGACCCAGCUCAGAAGAGUUUCUGUAAGAAUGUGAUGUGGGAGAAUCGUAGUGACCUGGGGUCCGUAGGGCCCUGUGUGUCUAAGGCCGACUUGGUCUCUCUGCUGCAGCAAGAGAAGGAGCCCUGGGUGGUGGACAGAGAGCUGCCGAAGGGCCUGGGGUCAGGUCAACAAUCUAUACAUGAGACCCAGGAAUUAUUUCUAAAGCAGGAUUCAUUUGCUGAAGUAACAGACAGAACUUCAAACACUAAUUUGGAGUGUUCCACUUUCAGAGAAAAUUGGGAUUCUGAGGGUGUGUUUGAAAGGAAGCUGGUAGGGCAGGAGACACAAUUCAGGCAAGAGACAAUCACUCAUAACAAGAUGCUCUCGAAGGAAAGAGAACGUACUUUUAACAAAUCUGGAAGAUGGUUUCAUUUGGACAUUUCAGAAGAGAGAGUUCAUAAUCAUGAUUCAGUUAAGAAAAAUUUUCCCAAAAAUUCAGUGGUAAUAAGACAUACAGGAAUUUAUGCAGGAAAAAAACUUUUCAAAUGUAAUGAAUGUAAGAAAACUUUUACCCAGAGCUCAUCCCUUACUGUUCAUCAGAGAAUUCAUACUGGAGAGAAACCCUAUAAAUGUAACGAAUGUGGAAAGGCCUUCAGUGACGGCUCAUCCUUUGCUAGACAUCAGAGAUGUCACACUGGCAAGAAGCCUUAUGAAUGUAUUGAAUGUGGGAAAGCCUUCAUACAGAACACAUCCCUUAUACGUCAUUGGAGAUAUUACCACACUGGGGAGAAACCCUUUGAUUGCAUCGAUUGUGGGAAAGCCUUCAGUGAUCACAUAGGACUUAAUCAACAUAGGAGAAUUCAUACUGGAGAGAAACCCUACAAAUGUGAUGUAUGUGACAAAUCCUUUAGGUAUGGCUCAUCCCUUACUGUGCAUCAAAGGAUUCAUACUGGAGAAAAACCAUAUGAAUGUGAUGUUUGCAGAAAAGCCUUCAGCCAUCAUGCAUCACUCACUCAACAUCAAAGAGUGCAUUCUGGAGAAAAGCCUUUUAAAUGUAAAGAGUGUGGGAAAGCUUUUAGGCAGAAUAUACACCUUGCUAGUCAUUUGAGGAUCCAUACUGGGGAGAAGCCCUUCGAAUGUGGGGAAUGUGGUAAAUCCUUCAGCAUCAGUUCACAGCUGGCUACUCACCAGAGAAUUCAUACUGGAGAGAAGCCCUAUGAAUGUAAGGUUUGUAGUAAAGCAUUCACCCAGAAGGCUCACCUUGCACAGCAUCAGAAAACUCAUACGGGAGAGAAACCAUAUGAAUGUAAGGAAUGUGGUAAAGCCUUCAGCCAAACCACACACCUCAUUCAACACCAGAGAGUUCAUACUGGAGAGAAACCCUACAAAUGUGUCGAAUGUGGGAAGGCCUUUGGUGAUAACUCAUCCUGUACUCAACAUCAGAGGCUUCACACUGGCCAAAGACCUUAUGAAUGUAUUGAAUGUGGGAAGGCAUUCAAGACAAAGUCAUCCCUUAUUUGUCAUCGCAGAAGUCAUACAGGAGAAAAACCUUACGAAUGUAGUGCAUGUGGCAAAGCCUUUAGCCAUCGCCAGUCCCUUAGUGUACAUCAGAGAAUUCACUCUGGAAAGAAACCAUAUGAAUGCAAAGAAUGUAGGAAAACCUUCAUCCAAAUCGGACACCUUAAUCAACAUAAAAGAGUCCACACUGGAGAGAGAUCCUACAACUACAAGAAAAGCAGGAAAGUCUUCAGGCAGAGCGCACACCUUGCUCACCCAAGAACUCAUAAUGGAGAGGCAACAGCACGCCCGUCUUUCCCUUCCACAUCGAGUCCUGUGGAUCUUCUCCCCAGGUUCCUCUGGGGUCCGCCGUCACUGUCGUCCCCCUAGUCUCAGUGUUAUUUCAGCUGGACUGUUCCAGUAGUUCAAACACGGGCCCCUCUGUUCAGUGUGGUUUUGUUGUUUCCUUUAUAAGUUUGUUCUCCACGUUGCAGUCAGCCUGAUUUUUUUUAAAGUGUAAAUACAGAUCACUCCUCAUAUAAAAACUUGCGUUGGGAUCCUUUAAACUGGUUAAUCAGUAAGAUGUGCUUAGCACGGUGCCUGGUUCAUCCCAGGUGUUGAAAAAACAUUGUUUGGGAACAUUGAAGAGUCAUCAGGGUCAGCUCUGAAUAAAACAGUGCAUAGAAGGAGGCCAGGAGACACCCAUCGAGGUAGCUUACAGGUAGUCAGUGAGGUUUGGCCAGCAGUGGUUUAAAACUCGGUUCCAUAAUGUUGAGUGAGAACUGUGGCUUUCCAGCUCAUCUGCAUAAAUGUGAGGUAAUGCGACUUUAUUGGUGAGGAAAUUCAGCUUUACUAUCCAUCUGAGAACAGUCUUAGUGUAGAGAACAUGGAUGAGUGGUCCGCUUGGAACAAAAGAGCUGAAACAAUAAAAAAAAAUGCAAGAUUUAUACGCACAAAGUUAAAACUGUUGACAUGGUACUCAAGACUUAGAAAAUUUGGAAGGAUCUAUUUAAAAUCACCUGAGCUCACAAAUGAACUCAAACUUUUUUUUUUAAUGUUUACUUAUUCUUGAGAGAGAGAGACAGAAUAUGAGUGGGGGAGGGGGAGAGAGAGAGAGGGAGACACAGAAUCCGAAGCAGGCUCCAGGCUCUGAGCUUUCAGCACAGAGACAGACGCAGGUUUCGAAUCCACGGACCGCGAGAUCAUGACCUGAGCCGAAGUCGGACACUUCACCGACUAAGCUCCCAGGCGCCCCUAUGAACUCAUUAAACUUUUAAGGAACUGUCAACUGAUAAGCUAAACUGAUCUAAAGCAGGUCUCAGCAAACUGUGACUCACGGUCAAAGUCUCACUGACUGGUUUUGUAUGGCCCAUGGUCUAAAAUUUUAAAUGGUUGAACAAGUGAAUAGAAGAUUUUGUGACAACGUGAAAAUUUACAUUAAAUUUCAAUGUCAGUGUCUGUAAAUAAAGUUUUAUUGCCGUACAUUCACACUCACUUGUUCACGUAUUUCCUGUGGCUGCUUUCACUCCACAAUGGCAGAGUUGAGUCAGUAUUGAGGCAAAGCUCAAAUAUUUACUCUCUUUCCUUUUACAGAAAAAGUCUGCCAAACCCUGCUGUAGCACGGAGAAUAUACAAAAAGUUCUAAUCAUUUCUAUGAGCAUAAUGCAACUCUCACUUCAAAAACCAGACAAACUACAAGGCAACUUAUGAAUAGACAUAAAAAGGAAUUAUUGAAAUAUAAGAAUAUGUCAGUAGAGGAGAACUCUGUUUUUCUAGAUGAAAUACUCAGUACUGUUAAAGUGUUUGUAAAUUGUCAUUCACAACAGAGUCCCCGUAGGAUAUGUUUACUUUGACAGUUCUAGUUGAAACAGCACAAGGAAAGCUAAUGUGGCAAGCAUAAGCAGGACAUUUUAAAAAUAGGUUUCUUAGCAUUUCAGAUUUUGGUAUAAACUAAGACUGGUUUUUCAUUAUGGGGGAAAUUAUGUUUUGACAAUUGGUUAUCCAUUCUGUCAAAAAAAAAAAAAAACACACACACUUAAAUUGUUAACAUUUCUAAUUAGGAAGUGAUAUGCAAGAAACAACCUAAAAAAGAGGAAAUCUUUCCUAACUCGGGUCCUAGAAGACAUGGGCAAGAGAGUAAGUUGGCUUAUACAAAGAUCUAAAACUUCAGAGUGGUGAAAGGCCCCCAAAAGAUGUGAAAGACAAUUGACAGACUAAUACAAGUUAUGUGACAAGUCAUUUAGGAACAAAGAGCUAUUGCACAUACAAAGCAGUGGGAAAAAAUAGUGCAUUCCCAACAGGCAUGUUAGUUGCAGAGUUCAAAUGAGUAAAGACAAUCUGUAAAGUUCUUAGUCUCACUCAUCAGAAAAUUACAAGUUAAAACAAAAUUUCUUGGCUUUCCGAUGGAUUUCAGUCUAACAUUUGGAUAAUAUCCACUAUUGGCAUCAGUGUGGGCAAACAGAUACUUGAUCAUCAGCAGUGUAAAUCGGUCUCCUGUCUUUCAGGAUGGCAAUAUAGUAUGACCUACCAACAUUAUAAAUGAGCAUUCUUUUUGCAACAGUAACUCUGGAUCUAGGAGUUUUGUCCCGUUGGAAUAAAUAGAUGUAAAUAAUGUUUAUUGCAGAAUUGUUGUAAUUAUGAUAAAUUGGAUUUCAGCAUCCUGCCAAGCAGGUUCAUUAAAUUGUGAUUAUCCAAUACUGUAUUGUCUGGUUAGAAAAAAGAGAUUAAAUUCUAUGUAUGCCUCAA
Felis catus (domestic cat) is the source of this 5197-nucleotide messenger RNA. Its product is annotated as zinc finger protein 470. The record is from RefSeq and is a predicted model, not a curated record. Gene Ontology annotation, biological process: regulation of DNA-templated transcription. Lineage: Eukaryota; Metazoa; Chordata; Mammalia; Carnivora; Felidae. The coding region runs from base 635 to 2842 and encodes 735 amino acids. Gene Ontology annotation, cellular component: nucleus. The transcript has 7 exons.